Punica granatum (pomegranate) is the source of this 4857-nucleotide messenger RNA. The record is from RefSeq and is a predicted model, not a curated record. Lineage: Eukaryota; Viridiplantae; Streptophyta; Magnoliopsida; Myrtales; Lythraceae.
UCCGCCUGACGAGUCCUUCCCGCACCGGGAAGAAGCGGGGAAAAGGAAAAGAGAAACGUUCUCCCGCCGAAGGGUUUAAGGUCUCACUCAUCAACGGAGCUCAGCCACUGUCACUUGGUCUGCUCGGCUCCCGUCGGCCGACCAAAACCCUAGUCCCUGCACUCCGUCGUCUUCAGCUACCUCUCUCCCCGUCUUUCAUUUGCAGAACUUGAGACGCUAGAAAAUGAGCUUCGCGGCGUACAAGAUUAUGCACUGGCCAACGGGCAUCGAGAAUUGUGCCUCCGGCUACAUCACCCACUCUGCCGCUGACUUCAAGCCCCAAGUACCUCUCCUUCCCUCCGAAGACCUUGAUUCCGAGAUCCCUGCUCGUAGAGGCAUUGCCCCUGUCCCCAACCUUAUUGUCACGGCCGGCAACGUUCUUGAAAUCUAUGUAGUUCGGGUUCAAGAGGAGGCCUCCGCCAAGGAUUCUGCAGGCGGUGGCGAGGUCCGCCGGGGGGGCAUCAUUGAUGGGGUCUCUGGCGUUUCCCUUGAGCUUGUUUGCCACUACAGGUUGCAUGGUAACGUGGAAAGUAUGGCUGUGUUGUCAUCAGGAGGUGGAAAUGGCUCCAGGAUUAGAGAUUCUCUUGUCUUAGCCUUUCAGGAUGCUAAAAUUUCCAUUUUGGAGUUUGAUGAUUCUAUACAUGGACUUCGUACUACCUCUAUGCACUGCUUUGAGGGUCCCAAAUGGUUUCAUCUAAAACGUGGUCGAGAGUCUUUUGCCAGAGGUCCAUUGGUGAAGGUCGAUCCGCAAGGCAGGUGCGGCGGCCUUCUUGUUUAUGGUUUGCAAAUGAUAAUACUUAAGGCUGCUCAGGCUGGUUCUGGGCUGGUUGGGGAUGAAGACACUUUUGGCUCUGGAGGUGCAGUUUCAACUCAUGUAGAAUCAUCCUACAUAAUCAGUCUGCGAGAUUUGGACAUGAAGCAUGUAAAAGAUUUUAUAUUCUUACACGGCUAUAUUGAGCCUGUCAUGGUAAUUCUUCAUGAACGGGAGCUCACUUGGGCUGGACGUGUUUCAUGGAAGCACCAUACCUGUAUGAUAUCUGCUCUAAGUAUUAGCACAACUUUAAAGCAGCACCCGCUCAUAUGGUCAGCCACUAACCUACCACAUGAUGCUUACAAGCUUCUUGCAGUUCUGUCACCAAUUGGUGGCGUUCUUGUGAUAUGUGCAAACACUAUUCAUUACCAUAGUCAGUCAGCCUCCUGCAUACUGGCCGUGAAUAAUUAUGCUGUUUCCAGUGAUAGCAGCCAGGAGAUACCAAAAUCAAGCUUCAAUGUGGAGCUUGAUGCUGCUAAUGCCACUUGGUUAUCAAAAGAUGUUGCCAUGCUGUCAACAAAAACUGGGGAACUACUGCUGCUGACUCUUGUUUAUGAUGGACGUAUCGUGCAGAGGCUCGAACUUUCCAAGUCAAAGGCUUCGGUGCUUACUUCGGGGAUUACAACUCUUGGAAAUUCAUUGUUUUUCCUGGGCAGUCGGUUGGGAGAUAGCUUGCUUGUGCAGUACUCUUGUGGAUUUGGGGGCUCCAGAUCAUCAUCUGGUUUUAGGGAGGAGGUUGGAGAUAUUGAAGGUGAUGGCCCUUUACCAAAGAGGUUACGUGUGUCCUCUGCUGAUGCUUUACAAGAUAUGUCUAGUGGAGAGGAGCUUUCCAUACAUGGGUUGGCGCCAAGCAACACUGAAUCUGUGCAGAAACCCUUUUCAUUUGCAGUAAGGGAUUCGUUCAUUAAUGUGGGUCCUCUAAAAGACUUUGCAUAUGGUUUGCGGAUCAAUGCUGAUGCUAAUGCAACUGGAAUUGCCAAACAGAGUAACUACGAACUGGUAUGUUGCUCCGGUCAUGGAAAGAAUGGCGCCCUUUGUAUUCUCCGGCAGUCAAUUCGCCCAGAAAUGAUCACUGAGGUUGAGCUGCCUGGUUGCAAGGGCAUUUGGACUGUCUAUCACAAAAACAGUCGUGGUGUUGAUUCUUCCAAACUUGGUGCUGAUGAUGAUGAAUAUCAUGCAUAUUUGAUUAUUAGUUUGGAGAGCCGAACUAUGGUUCUUGAAACAGCUGAUCUUCUGACGGAAGUCACUGAGAGCGUGGACUAUUAUGUGCAAGGAAAAACGAUUGCUGCAGGAAAUUUGUUUGAAAGGCGCCGAGUUGUUCAGGUUCUUGAACAUGGAGUGCAAGUCCUUGAUGGAUCAUUUAUGACUCAAGAUCUAAGCUUAGUGGCACCAAGUGCUGAACCUGCUUCAGCUUCUGAUAGUCCUCUGGUGCUGUUUGCUUCUAUUGCUGACCCAUACGUAUUGCUGAGAAUGACGGAUGGGAGUAUUCGGCUUCUUGUGGGAGAUACUUCUGCAUGUACGGUUUCUGUAAUGACUCCAACUGCUUUUGAAAGAAAACCUGUGGCUGCCUGUACAUUAUAUCACGAUAAGGGACCCGAGCCUUGGCUGCGGAAGACAAGCACUGAUGCAUGGCUUGCUACUGGAGUUGGCGAGUCCAUCGAUGGUGCUGAUGGUGCUUCACCUGAUCAGGGUGAUGUAUACUGUGUUGUUUGCUAUGAAACUGGUGGUCUUGAAAUAUUUGAUGUGCCUAAUUUCAGUUGCCUGUUCUCGGUGGACAAGUUUAUGUCUGGAAAGUCACACCUUAUGGAUACUUUGAUUCGGGAACUUUCUGAUGGUGCUCAGAGAGGUAUGCCGCUAAGUUCUGAUGAGGUAGCAGGCCCUGGCAGGAAAGAAAGUGCAAAAGACGUGAAGAUUGUUGAGUUGGUCAUGCACAGGUGGUCGGGACAGUACAGUCGGCCUUUUCUUUUUGGGAUAUUGAAUGAUGGGACCAUUCUUUGUUAUCAUGCUUAUCUCUUUGAAGGUUUAGAAGGUAGUAACAAGAAUGAGGGUGAAGGUUUUCCUGAAAAUUCUGCUGAUGAAGCUGUUGAUAGUGGUUCUAGGCUUAGAAACUUGCGGUUUCUUCGGGUUCCCUUGGACGCUUACACGAGGGAUGAGAUGACUGAUGGAAACUCAUGCAAUAGAAUUACCAUUUUUAAGAAUAUUGGAGGUCAUCAAGGAUUUUUCCUCUCUGGUUCAAGACCAGCUUGGUUCAUGGUUUUCAGAGAAAGGCUCCGAAUUCAUCCACAGCUAUGUGACGGAUCAAUUGUGGCCUUUACUGUUCUUCACAAUGUAAAUUGCAAUCAUGGACUCAUAUAUGUUACCUCACAGGGCAUUCUAAAAAUUUGCCAGUUGCCAUCUGCCUCAAGUUAUGACAACUAUUGGCCUGUACAAAAGAUACCGCUGAAAGGAACUCCACAUCAAGUUACUUACUUUGCUGAGAAGAAUCUGUAUCCGAUCAUUGUUUCAGUACCUGUUCAUAGAUCAUUGAAUCAGGUCCUUUCAUCUCUGGUUGAUCAAGAAGUUGGUCAUCAGGUCGACAAUCCCAAUUUAGGCCCUGACGACUUGCAUCAGACCUACACUAUGGAUGAAUUCGAGGUCCGAAUUUUAGAGCCAGAGAAAUCUGGGGGCCCUUGGCUUACCAAGGCCACCAUCCCAAUGCAGAACUCUGAAAAUGCAUUAACUGUCCGAGUUGUCAUACUAUUCAACACAUCAACGAAAGAAAAUGAGACUCUUCUUGCAAUUGGGACUGCUUAUGUGCAAGGUGAGGAUGUUGCUGCGAGGGGACGUAUACUCUUGUUUUCAUUCGGGAAGAAUUCUGACAACUCUCAAGUUUCAGUGACAGAGGUUUACUCAAAAGAAUUGAAGGGUGCUAUAUCUGCUGUGGCCUCGCUACAAGGUCACCUGUUGAUAGCUUCUGGUCCCAAAAUUAUUUUACACGAGUGGACAGGCAUGGAGUUAAAUGGCGUCGCAUUUUUUGAUGUGCCACCUCUUUAUGUUGUCAGCUUGAAUGUUGUCAAGAAUUUUAUUCUACUUGGGGACAUUCAUAAGAGCAUUUACUUCCUCAGUUGGAAAGAACAAGGUGCUCAACUUAACUUGUUGGCCAAGGAUUUCAGCUGUCUUGAUUGUUUUGCUACAGAGUUUCUCAUAGAUGGAAGUACAUUGAGUCUCGUCGUCUCCGACGAGCAAAAGAAUAUGCAGGUAUUCUAUUAUGCUCCCAAGAUGUCUGAGAGUUGGAAGGGACAGAAGCUUCUCUCGAGGGCGGAAUUUCACGCUGGGGCCCAUGUGACCAAAUUCCUGAGAUUACAAAUGCUACCAACCUCAUCGGGUCAGAGCGGAGCCCCUCAUGUCUCUGACAAAACCAAUCGCUUUGCUUUACUUUUCGGUACAUUAGAUGGCAGUAUUGGGUGUGUUGCUCCACUGGAUGAACUUACCUUCCGUAGGCUCCAAUCGCUACAGCGUAAGCUUGUUGACGCUGUUCCUCAUGUUGCGGGCUUGAACCCCAGAUCCUUCCGUCAGUUCAAAUCUAAUGGUAGAGCACACCGCCCAGGCCCUGAUAGCAUAGUUGAUUGCGAGCUACUAUGCCAUUAUGAAAUGCUGCCGCUGGACGAACAAUUGGACAUUGCCCACCAGAUUGGAACGACCCGUGCACAGAUUCUCUCCAACCUGAAUGACCUCACACUCGGGACGAGCUUCCUGUGAGUGCUGAGUUGUGUGAAGCCUACACAUAAAAUGGCAGUAGUUCCCGAUGGCAGUAGUGGCUUGAUGAGUUGUAAGAUCUGAUGAAGUGUACUAUAAUGUAGAAUUUUGGAAUUGAAAUAUGCAUCAAAUGCUUUUAACAUAAUUUUUUUUUUAAAAAAACUUGUGUUUGGUGUGUGAAAUAUUGGGUUCGAUGUGAAAUAAGUUGGAUUGGACCGAUCACGUAGGUUCCCUUGUAAAGCUGUUAGGUAAUUGUCAAAUAUAACUAUGAA